GCUGCCACCCGCGCGCACAGAUUGGCUUCAGCACCCCUGUUGCUUACCCGUCCUAGCUGCUGUCCCCGCAACUCCGGAUUCCUCUGCUCCUCUGCUGCACCCGGGCUGCCUGACUGCAGACAUGAGCGUGCUCUGCCCGGAUCGAGCCUGCUGCCCUCUAAAUUAGUCCCUGCUGCCGCCCUUGGACCUUCCCGCACCAUGGAAUCCCCCGCCUCCAGCCAACCUGCUGGCAUACCCCAGUCCAAAGGAAAAUCCAAGAGGAAGAAGGACUUACAUAUAUCCUGUGUGUCCAAGCCGCUUGUUCCCAACCCCACCCCCCCUAGGAACCUUGACUCCCGGGCCUUCAUCACCAUUGGAGACAGGAACUUUGAGGUAGAGGCUGAUGACCUGGUGACCAUCUCGGAGUUGGGGCGCGGAGCCUAUGGGGUGGUGGAGAAAGUACGGCACACCCAGAGUGGCACCAUCAUGGCUGUUAAACGGAUCCGGGCCACCGUGAACUCCCAGGAGCAGAAGCGUCUGCUUAUGGACUUGGAUGUGAACAUGCGCACAGUUGACUGCUUCUACACCGUCACCUUCUAUGGGGCCCUCUUCAGAGAGGGAGAUGUGUGGAUCUGCAUGGAACUCAUGGACACAUCCCUGGACAAGUUCUAUCGUAAGGUGCUUGAUAAAAAUGUGAUGAUGCCAGAGGACAUUCUGGGGAAGAUUGCUGUGUCUAUUGUAAGGGCACUGGAGCACCUGCAUAGCAAGCUGUCCGUGAUUCACAGAGAUGUAAAGCCAUCUAAUGUCCUCAUCAACAAGGAGGGGCAUGUGAAAAUGUGUGACUUUGGGAUCAGCGGCUACUUGGUGGAUUCUGUGGCCAAGACGCUGGAUGCCGGCUGCAAGCCCUACAUGGCUCCAGAGAGAAUCAACCCAGAACUGAACCAGAAGGGGUACAACGUUAAGUCUGACGUCUGGAGCCUCGGCAUCACCAUGAUCGAGAUGGCUAUCCUACGGUUUCCUUAUGGGUCCUGGGGGACCCCAUUCCAGCAGCUGAAGCAGGUGGUGGAGGAGCCAUCCCCCCAGCUCCCAGCUGACCGUUUCUCUCCUGAGUUUGUGGACUUCACCGCACAGUGCCUGAGGAAGAACCCUGCUGAACGUAUGAGCUACCUGGAGUUGAUGGAGCAUCCUUUCUUCACCUUGCACAAAACCAAGAAGACAGACAUCGCUGCUUUUGUGAAGGAGAUCCUAGGAGAGGACUCAUAGGGGGCAAGGCCCUCCAGCAGCCCAACGUCCCCUCUGCUGGGGCAGUGCUUGCCCACGCCCAUAAGCUGUUGCCACCCUGGCCUUGGGCAUUCUGGGAGGCGUCAUGGGGGCUGGUCCCAAGACCCAAUGAACCAGACUGUCAGGGCUUCCUGCUGAGCCCAGACAGGCCCCCACCAGUGCUUCUGUCCCAUACCAGUGCCUUAGUGCCUCCAAGGACCCAGUCUUCAGCUCUGAGACCCUGAACUUGGAGGGGCCUGGAUGCCCCUACCAGAUGUUGCUGCCUCUUGCAGAGAAGGCAGCUGGUACCUGUGCACAGGCCACACUGCCUUGGCCCAUCCGUGGAUGCCUCUCAAGUUGUAUGUUUUUUAAUCUCUUGACUGACUGGACUUUGUACACUUUGACCCAGGCGCCACAUUUCUGUUUCAGCAUUGGUAGUGGGGACGUAGGGAUGGGGACAUGGGGAUAAGCCACAAUGAAUCCUCCUGAGCCCCGUGUGAGGGAGAUGCCAGAGCACUCUGCGGCAUCCCCUGGCAUUGGCCAGAGGGCCUCACCAGCUAGCCCAGCCUCUGCCUGUCACCUCUAGGGGUGUCGUUUAACUUUCUAUUUUUAUUUUUUAAUUUAUCCUUUUUGGGUUUCUUUUUGUUUUCUUUUUGCUAUGUGGGCUUGGCUGUUAUACUUUUGUUUUUGUUUUUGCAUGGUUUGGAGACAGAUAAGUUUUCUGCCACCUCCUAGGGGACCAGUAGGCCAAGACCCACACUAUCUGCUCAGCCAGGGCCUAGAAGCAUGGGUUUAAGCUCUCUGACCUGAGAGAUGCUCCCCUUGGGGACUGGCUUGACAGGUUAUGGAUUUGCUUUUAGUGUUUUCACACACACACACACACACACAUUUCUUUAUUUUCUUUUUUUUUUCUUUUCUCUUUCUCUGUUUCUUGAAGAAAGGAUUACCUGCCUUGGGUCCUAUCCUUGAUGAAUUGGGGCACUUGUCCAGUUGUUAUUUUAAUUAAAAAAUUUUAAAAUGG
This is a messenger RNA of Artibeus jamaicensis (Jamaican fruit-eating bat), 2260 nucleotides long. RefSeq names its product mitogen-activated protein kinase kinase 3 (gene MAP2K3). The coding region runs from base 199 to 1242 and encodes 347 amino acids. Gene Ontology annotation, molecular function: ATP binding; MAP kinase kinase activity. The record is from RefSeq and is a predicted model, not a curated record. Lineage: Eukaryota; Metazoa; Chordata; Mammalia; Chiroptera; Phyllostomidae. The transcript has 12 exons. Gene Ontology annotation, biological process: protein phosphorylation; MAPK cascade.